Telopea speciosissima is the source of this 3031-nucleotide messenger RNA. Its product is annotated as probable alpha,alpha-trehalose-phosphate synthase [UDP-forming] 9. The record is from RefSeq and is a predicted model, not a curated record. NCBI's taxonomy places the organism in Eukaryota, Viridiplantae, Streptophyta, Magnoliopsida, Proteales, Proteaceae. Gene Ontology annotation, biological process: trehalose biosynthetic process. The transcript has 3 exons. Gene Ontology annotation, molecular function: catalytic activity. Bases 391 to 2997 code for a protein of 868 amino acids. Gene Ontology annotation, cellular component: cytosol.
AGAAAAGAUCAAGAAAAGCAGGUCUGGAUGUAUAGAAAGAUCAGAAGAAUCGGUAACAGAUAUAGUAGAUGAGCGAGGACUUGCAUUGAUGAUGAUGGCGUCCUUUCGUUAAAUUGGCACAUAAAAUAAACUUUCCUUGUUGAUCAGGUUCUGUUCUUCUUUUGGUCUCCUCUGCCCAUAGAACGGUUUUUUUAUGGGUUUCUAUCCUUGUCUGAUGAUUCUGAUUCUUCUUUGGCCCAUGGAAGUUUCGCUUCUUAUCUGUAAUACCCGUUUAUAAGACACCCACGAAAUUCUCAAACCCUAAAAAACCUAGACUACCCAGAUUUCAUUUUGGUCAGAAAGUUGGUCUUUUGGGUCUAGUUCUGUGUUUUUUGGAAGGAAAAGAAAGAGAUGUUCUCUAGAUCGUGCGCGAAUUUGUUGAAUUUGGUCUCUUCCCGGGAGGAUUUCCCCAAUAUCGGCAGAAAAAUGAACCGGCUUCCAAGGGUUAUGACAGUUCCUGGGAUAAUCUCUGAUUUUGACGACGAUUAUGACGAUGAGGGUCUCAGUGAUUGCGGGGGUUCGGAUGUAGUCUCCUCUGUUUCGCAGGAACGGAGGAUUAUUGUUGCAAAUCAGCUUCCCUUGAAAGCUCAGCGUGAUUCGGAGAGAAAAAAAUGGUCUUUUGAAUGGGACAAGGACGCGCUUGUGUUGCAGCUCAAAGAUGGGUUCUCGCCUGAUGUCGAAGUUGUUUAUGUUGGUUGCUUGAAGGUUGAGAUCGAUGUUUCAGAGCAAGACGAGGUAGCCCAGUUGCUUCUCGACAAGUUUCGGUGCGUCCCUACCUUUUUGCCUCCCGAUAUUCAGAAUAAGUUCUAUCAUGGCUUCUGUAAGCAGCACUUAUGGCCUCUGUUCCAUUACAUGUUGCCUAUAUCGCCUAGUCAUGGAGCUCGUUUUGAUCGGGUUCUGUGGCAGGCCUAUGUAUCUGCCAACAAGAUUUUUGCGGACAAAGUAAUGGAAGUGAUAAACCCAGAUGAGGAUUAUGUGUGGAUUCAUGAUUAUCAUCUGAUGGUGUUGCCCACCUUCUUGAGGAAACGCUUCCACCGAGUAAAGCUUGGGUUUUUCCUUCACAGCCCUUUUCCCUCUUCAGAGAUAUAUAGAACUUUGCCUGUGAGGGAUGAGAUCCUUCGGGCUUUACUGAAUUCUGAUCUUAUAGGUUUCCAUACGUUUGAUUAUGCAAGGCAUUUCUUGUCCUGCUGUAGUAGGAUGUUGGGUCUAGAUUAUGAAUCUAAGAGGGGUUACAUUGGGCUCGAGUAUUAUGGCCGUACUGUGAGCAUUAAGAUUUUACCAGUUGGGAUACACAUGGGUCAGCUUGAGUCUGUUCUGUCACUCUCAGAGACUGCCGAGAAGGCUCGAGAGCUGAAAGAACGAUUUGAAGGGAAGAUUGUAAUGUUGGGUGUGGAUGAUAUGGAUAUGUUCAAGGGUAUUAGUUUUAAGUUUCUUGCAAUGGGGCAGCUCCUAGAACAGCACCCUGAACUGAAAGAGAAGGUGGUUUUGGUUCAGAUUGCGAAUCCUGCGAGGACUCAGGGUAAGGAUGUUGAGGAAGUUCAAGAUGAGACACAUCUCAUUGCAAAAUCAAUCAAUGAGAAGUAUGGAAUACCCGGGUAUGAGCCGAUUGUCUUCAUCAAUGGUCCUGUUCCUACACUUGAGAAGGCUGCAUAUUAUGCUAUUUCUGAAUGUUGUGUGGUGAAUGCUGUAAGGGAUGGAAUGAAUUUGGUCCCUUACAAGUACACCGUUUGCAGACAAGGUAGCCAUGUUUUGGACAAGGCUUUGGGUAUUGAUGGAUCAAACACCCCAAGGAAGAGCAUUAUUGUCGUGUCUGAGUUCAUUGGAUGCUCGCCCUCCCUUAGUGGUGCCAUUCGGGUCAAUCCAUGGAAUAUUAGUGCGGUCUCUGAAGCCAUGAAUUUGGCAAUCACCCUGCCAGAGGCUGAAAAGCAUAUGCGGCAUGAGAAACACUAUAAGUAUAUUAGCUCUCAUGAUGUUGGCUAUUGGGCUCGGAGUUUCGAUCAAGACUUAGAGAGAGCUUGCAGAGAGCAUUUCCUCAGGAGGUGUUGGGGCAUUGGGUUUGGUUUGGGCUUCAGGGUGGUUGCUUUGGGCCCUAAUUUCAGGAAGCUUUCGGUUGAGCACAUUGUCUCUGCAUAUAAGAGGACAAAUAGCCGAGUGAUCCUUUUGGACUAUGAUGGCACCAUGAUGCCACAAGCAUCUAUUGACAAGACUCCUAGCAAUGAAGUCAUUUCAGUCUUGAAUAGCUUAUGCUGUGAUCCAAAGAAUAUUGUCUUCAUUGUGAGUGGCAGAGGAAAGGAUUCUCUAAGCAAAUGGUUUUCUCCCUGUGAGAAGCUGGGUAUUGCUGCUGAGCAUGGCUACUUCACUAGAUGGAGUAGGGAUUCUGAAUGGGAGUCUCCUUUAUUAGUCACAGAUUUUGAUUGGAAAAAGAUUGCUGAGCCUGUGAUGGAACCCUACACGGAGACAACCGAUGGAUCUUAUAUUGAGCAUAAGGACAGUGCACUGGUCUGGCACCAUCAAGAAGCUGACCCUGAUUUUGGUUCUUGCCAAGCAAAGGAGCUGCUCGAUCACCUGGAGAGUGUGCUUGCAAAUGAGCCUGUUGUCGUUAAAAGAGGUCAACAUAUUGUAGAAGUGAAACCUCAGGGUGUAAGCAAGGGUAUAGUUGUUGAGAACCUUAUAUCAACAAUGUUGAGUCAGACGAAGCCACCAGAUUUCGUGCUGUGCAUAGGAGAUGAUCGGUCAGAUGAAGACAUGUUCGAGAGCAUUGCGAGAUCUGUCUCAAAUCCAUCCUUGCCUGCCAUUGCCGAAGUGUUUGCCUGCACUGUCGGUCAGAAGCCGAGUAAGGCAAAAUACUACCUCGAUGAUACUGUUGAUGUCAUCAAGCUGCUUCAAGGUCUUGCCACAGCAGCAGUGCAGCCACCAAAGUCUGCACAUUUUCAGGUGUCCUUUGAAGGGUCUCUUUGAAUUGUGAUGGAUUUGGUAUCAUCUGUUGUUUCAA